AUGCAGCCAGCUCAGCCGUGGCAGCACGGGACGGAUCCGCGUCUCCAACAUGCGGCUGAACCUCCUCGAUACCGGCCCGAGGACGGGUCCGUCGUUGAUGCGGCUGGGCACAGGCUGGAGCAAGCGUAUCAAGCUCCUCAGCCUGGCGGCCUGGACUCGGCUGGCGGGGCGGACCAAAUCAACGCCACACAUCCUGCAGAGUCGGUACGACUGCCCACCUCAGCUCCGCUAUCGUACCACCCUUAUCACAAUCAACAGGCCGGGCCAAGCAGCUACUCGGGAUACCACCAAUCCCAGCAUGGCGCGUCGGCGUUCUCGUCGCCCUACGAGGCUCGACCCAGUGAUGCGAAGUCCUCCUUCUCCGGCUCCGCAAAUUUUGCCCCUCCACAUCUACCUGGAACGAUGACUCAACCUCCUAUAUCCAUGCUCGACCCUCGGCGGAGCCAGAUGCCCUCUCACCCCUCGGCGGGCAGGUCAAGGCAUAGGCACCAUCCUCAGUCUACCACCACUCGGGUGUAUCCAAACGGGACGGUGGGGCCGAGUCUCAAGAGGGGAAUGGCGUGCGGGUUCUGCCGCAAGAGAAAGCUGCGGUGCAACGCGGAAAGACCCGCUUGCUCCAAUUGUCUCAAGUUUAAGAAGGAGUGCGAGUACCAGCCUCCGCCAAAGGAUUCGGACGAUGAGGAUGAGGGGGAGAUGGGCUAUCCAGACCCCCUCACUACGCCCUCAUACGGUCCGUCUCACAUGAGCGGGUACCGGACCGCCUCGUCCUCAUCUUUGAGCGAAAGCUUCGUCUCUCCAGCAGGCCCACAUCAUUUCGACUUUCCUCCUCCACUCGGCUAUGACAUCAUGCCCCAACGUGCGGUCCAGCCCAUGGGUCCGCCUGGCUUUGGCACCUCGCCGGACGGAGUGGUACCGCGCCAGUACGGCUCGUCCGGGUACGGCUACCCAUUCAACUCCCUCCCCAUCCCCUCCGACCAACCGGUCAUGGGUACGCCGCUCAUCCAGGCCUCAUCCGCGCCGGCCCAUACUUCCGUCUUCAACCACCCUUCAGACCCUACCCAGCAUCAAUUUACCCAGUACGGUACCCUCAGCUUCCCCCCAUGGACCAAUAUCCAAGACUCGCCCUCCUACCCCAUGAUGACGACCACAUCCCUCCCUGGCCAGCCGGCCGCACCCAUAUCAGCAGUCGAGCUGCCUGAACAGCUGGACAUCAAGCCGUUCAUUCAGGAGGAGCCGGCCCAUAUCUACCCUCGGCGCGAACCUGAGCAGAACCUCUCCCAUGUCGACCCUCCUCGCUUUACACCUCCUACCCAGCUCCGUCCCAGCCACACUCUGAGCUCGGUCGACUCGGCGCGAUCUCUCCGCUCCAUCCGGUCGUCUCCAGAUCCGGGGGAGGCGCCACCGCCGAGUAUGUUUGUGGAUCCCAACUCACCCUAUACGUACGAUGAGCCACCGCCCAAGCACAGCGCGCUCUUCUCGGCAUUGACGGUACCGCCUAUGGCAGUAGUGGACCCGAUGGAUGGGUUGACGGCACGGCUGGGCGAGUUCCUUUUUACGCCAAUGGAGCCGCCCAAGGCAAGGGCGAAAGAGCAGGAGAAGGUGCAGGGCCAAGAUGGACCAGCUCGCAAGAGGAAGCAGAGCAUUAGCCGAGAUAGGCGGGAAGCGGAAGGAGCUGGCACUGCGCUGGUACAGCAGAGGUUGGAGCCGGAUGGCUUGACAGACUCGGCGAGGGAGCAACUCUUGAACGUCUUCCUCACCCAUUCUAGACUAUUCUUCGAGAUGUCUGUACCCCGCUUUCGACAACGACUUACCUUUACGGAUCGCCGUCGUCCAGCCUUGUCCCUCUUGAACGCGAUGUACCUCUGGGCAUCUCGUAUGACUGCUGCUCCCAAAAAGUCACCGAUGGAGGAAACGUUCUUCCAGGCUGGCUGUCGGUCUCUAGAGUCACAGACUAGCCGGCCAGAUCGAUUGAUCGAUGGGAUGCGAGCGGGCAUGCUGCUGAGCGCGUACGCUUAUACAAAUGGCCGAUACCAUGAGGGCUUCAUCCUAGCUGGCGUAGCUGCUCGUCUCGUCACUUCGACGGGUGUUCACCAGAUCCCGUCCUGCACGCUCGGACCGCCACCCAUUCGCAAUCCGCUACUGAGGCAGAUGACCUUCCUCCUGCCGCCGCCGGAGGACAAGCUCGAGCUCGCUGAGCGCAUCCAUACCUUCUGGGCUGUCUACUCUAUCGAACGAUGUGGGGUUCUUGUCACCGGCUUCCCAAGCGCACUCCGGGAUGAAGACAUUAUGACACCCUUCCCUCGUCCGCUGGUAGAUAUAGCCUCAGGCAACGUUACCAGCAAAGACGACACGACGGUUCGAGAUCUGUACCGCUUCUCCUCGCUCGAGGUAGAGGAUGAUAGCCGAUAUGUCAAGUGGACAAAAGCAAUGACCAUUCUCGAACGAGCGACCAAGCUCGCCUAUAUCGAUCCGACCGAGGAGAGCGAGUACGCCAAAGCUUGGUUCGCCUACCACACCGCCCACCCGUCCGUCUCCGUGCAGGAACCCCUGGCGAUGCUGGACCAACCCAAAUACCGCUGUCCCCGCGACUACAGGCUAGUCAAGCUUGGUCUGGACCAGUUUGUGCAUUCGAUGGGUGUAGAGGGCAUCUUUCCGGUGGAUAGGAAGCGGAACGCUCAGAUUGACGGGGCGGCGGAGCCGUUCAUCCCGAGUCAUAAUCUGGCUAUCCACCAUACCCUUGCGGCGACUCAGAUGUUCCUCCACGACAUCAACUCGAUCGAGUGCGAGAAUGCCGAUGCACUCGCGGCUGCGAGGAGGUCGGUCGCGCUGAUCAAGAACGAUCUCAUCAUUCCCGUUUCCGAUGUCGAGUCGUUUGUGGUGGUCAUCUGGGGCAUGGUCGCCCGUACUCUGCUCAAGGAGAUGCACCGGCUUCGCCUACGGGGCGAUCAUGCAGGUGCGGCCCUGGUCGAGGCAGAAGUAGAUGUGAUGUUGGGUGAGAUGCAACGAGUCGGGGAGUCGAUGGCCGAGUCGCGGUCUCAAGCUCUCGGGCUCGAGGCUUUGAAGGCCAUGGAUUCUAGGAGCUUCACCAGGGAUCAGAAUUGA
Dioszegia hungarica is the source of this 3102-nucleotide messenger RNA. RefSeq lists its product as uncharacterized. Bases 1 to 3102 code for a protein of 1033 amino acids. The record is from RefSeq and is a predicted model, not a curated record. The transcript is spliced from 11 exons. Gene Ontology annotation, biological process: DNA-templated transcription; regulation of DNA-templated transcription. Gene Ontology annotation, molecular function: DNA-binding transcription factor activity, RNA polymerase II-specific; DNA binding; zinc ion binding. Gene Ontology annotation, cellular component: nucleus. NCBI's taxonomy places the organism in Eukaryota, Fungi, Basidiomycota, Tremellomycetes, Tremellales, Bulleribasidiaceae.